CUUGAUUCUAGAGCAAGCAGCACGCAGCCUUUCUGAAGUUGAACUCCUGAAGAUCCUGUCGCGCUCAAAGAAAAUGGUCGCACUAGUCAGGCACGCUCAACCUCUUCCAACCCUGCUGAUAAAAUAUCAUUACCAUCAUCUACUUAGCUUGAUUGAAAGGUGUCCGCUAUCCCUUUCAACCAAGAUCACACAGCCACCGGCCUUAGCUACACCACCAUUUGAAGGGACACCUGCAGGUUUUGUUUUCUUCACUGCCACAUUCACGUUUGCAGCAUAGACAACUGUGCUCUUAACGAUAGCUUAUGCCCUUGUAACCUCAGGAAGAACAGCGAAGCCAAUGGCUCUGCGGAGGGCUGUUUUGGCUGGCCAGAGUUUAGCCCCAGCAACAUUGACACAGUCGCUUGUCAAUUGCCGAAGGGCACAACGCUCAUCGAUCGCUGCAUCGCUGGCCCAGAACAUCUUUGGCAAAAGGGGCUUCACUGAUUGUGACCAAAUCCCCUUUCUGCUUGGUGGUACGUUGAUGGGUGAGAAGGUUGCAAGCAGUGCAAGACAUAGGCAAAGAACUUCUCGAGUCAGCGCUGUGACGUGCUUUGCAAGAACUUUGACACAAACUCCCAGAGCACAAGGAGCGGCCAGUCAAGCCGCCAGCUUGGUGAAGGGACUGGAACCAGAUUAUGAGGGGGAGGUUUCCUCGCAAAUGAAAGGAGAGCGGCUGGAUGCGUUUCUGGUGGCGAAUCUACCACAGGCCAGCCGGUCCAAGAUUCAGACAAGCAUCAAAAGUGGUUUUGUGCUUGUUGAUGGGCAGCCCCAGCUCAAGCCGUCCCUCCUGCUUCGGGGGGGUGAGUUUGUCAGGUGCUCACUGCCCCCUCCCCCACCAAGUGAUGCUAUACCCGAGGACAUUCCGCUCGACAUUGUGUACGAAGACGACCACGUGGUCGUGAUAAACAAGCGGGCCGACAUGGUAGUCCAUCCUGCUGCGGGGCACAGCUCGGGCACGCUCGUCAACGCACUUCUCUUCCACUGCGACCUCCCGACAGCGGUGCUAUCUGAAGCAGACGAGUACUCGGAUGAGUUGGACGAAGAUGUUGAGCUCGACGACACCGGAACCAAUGCGGCGGCGACAAGCACCUCCGCUUCUGGCUCCAGUGGGGGCGCCGCUCCUCACGUGCGUCCCGGCAUUGUGCACCGGUUGGAUAAGGGCACCAGCGGGCUGCUCGUGGUGGCCAAGGACGAGCGGAGUUUGAAGGGGCUGAGUAAGCAGUUCAAGGAUCGAACGGUCAAGCGAUCCUACCUGUCGAUACUGUGCGGGGUUCCGGACCCUCCCAUGGCGCGAAUAGACGCCCCCAUCGGUCGAGACCCCCGGGACCGAAAGCGGCAAACCGUGAUCGAGGGGCUGAGCAACGCCAGUCGGAAUCGGUCACGUCACGCCGCUAGCAAGUACCGGGUUAGGGAGUGGUUAGCCGGGGGGGCGUGCGGGUUGGUCGAGUGGCGGUUAGAAACGGGUCGAACGCACCAGAUUCGGGUGCACGCGAAAUACGUUGGUCAUCCGGUUUUGGGGGACGAGACCUACGGCUGUACAUCCGGCCUGGUGUUGAACUCUUUCCAGAGGACGCUGGGACCGCCAGCGCAAUCGAAAGCGAAGCAGCUACUGGCGGCGCUGAGAAGACCGAUGCUGCAUGCCAAGACUUUAGGCUUCGUCCAUCCGUGGACGGGCGAAGAGCUAUUGUUUACAUCAGACCUUCCUUCCGACUUCGAGGAAGUACUAGAUACAUUGAAAAGCAUGAAUCCGGACCUGUGAUAUUUGCAAAUCAUUCUCAGUUUGGCUUACUAAGCUCGAGUUCAUGGGAGACGCGCUCGAGCUCUUGUCUGAAUACAAUAUCACUCAAGGGGUAGCCUAGACAUACUCGACUCGAAGGAUGCAAUCGGAUAUGAAUUGCUUCAGUUGACCAGCUCAAAAAAUUUGCACCCUGAAGAUUGGUCUGCGCGUACGGGAAACAUGAUCAGGAGUGGACGGAUAGAUUACUAGCUAACGGCCAGCCGCCAAGUAGGCUUCAAAGGACACCUUGAUGAAAAUGAUGCAGCUACGGAACGAAUAUCUAUUUAGCAGCCUUGCAGGCUGAUCGUGGAGCGUACAUUAAGUUUCCCGAAAACCG
Molecule: messenger RNA, 2153 nt
Organism: Klebsormidium nitens
Lineage: Eukaryota; Viridiplantae; Streptophyta; Klebsormidiophyceae; Klebsormidiales; Klebsormidiaceae
Source: the annotation of a GenBank genome assembly